CUGCAGCGGGGGCGCAGCGGGGGCGCGAAGGGUGCCGCCGCCUCCGCUGCCGCCGCCUGGGCCUGAAACAAGAUGGCGGCCCCGGGCGAGUGCUUCAGUGUGGGCAGCCAGGUGUCGUGCCAGACUUGCCAGGAGCAGCGGCUGCAGGGCGAGGUGGUGGCCUUCGACUACCCCAGCAAGAUGCUGGCGCUCAAAUGUCCUUCUUCAAGUGGCAAACCUAACCACGCAGAUAUCUUGCUUAUAAAUUUACAGUACGUUUCAUCAGUGGAAAUAAUUAAUGACCGUACAGAAACACCCCCACCUUUAGCUUCACUCAAUGUUAACAAGCUUGCAAACAAAGCACGGAUGGAGAAGGAAGAAAAGAUGAGCCAGGCAUAUGCAAUUAGUGCUGGGGUCUCCUUGGAAGGACAGCAGCUUUUCCAGACUAUACACAAGACUAUUAAAGAUUGUAAAUGGCAAGAGAAGAAUAUAGUCGUGAUGGAAGAAGUUGUCAUUGCCCCUCCAUACCAAGUGGAAAACUGUAAAGGCAAAGAGGGGAGUGCCCUAAGUCAUGUACGCAAAAUAGUUGAGAAACAUUUUAGAGAUGUCGAAAGCCAAAAGGUGAUGCAGCGUUCACAAGUCCAGCCUACACAGAAGGAAAGCGCCCUCUCGUCCUGAGUCCUGCCUGCUCUUCCUGGUUGCGACAGAUUGCUCCUGCGGGGGGUGGGGGUGGGGGGGAACCCUUCGAACACGCAGCAGCAGAUGACACAGACUUCUUCCAAAAGAGGUCGGGGGAGGGCAGGGGGGGGUUCACUUCUAUUUUGUGGCGGCCCUGUAAUGGUGGGACCCACAACUUCCGAACUUUAGACUUCAAAAACAAGAGAAUAAUUUAAAAAAACUCAUUCAUUACUUGACUAACAGACUCUUUACUUUUGGCCCACCAGGUUUCCCCCCCCGCCCCUAGAACAGUCAACUGUCUUGUAUUUGAGGUUUUUCUCCCUCCCAGAAUCUUUUUUUUUUUUUUUUAGCUUUACUGAAAUCAAUUCCAUGCCGCCCCUCCUCCUGUACCAUAGGAGAAUUCAGCUCCCAAGUUUGUCAUAUUAAAAAAAAAAAUAGAGAGAGAAAACAGAAAAUAACAAGCUGACUGUGGUAAUGUAAUCGGGACCUUUGUGUGACUGGCGAUCUCUCAUUUUGGUUUUUGUUUGCACAGGGCAAGGCUUGAAUUAGCCUUAUUUUUCUUAUCUCGAAAUAUAUAUAUAAUAAAUAUAUAUAUAAAAUGUCCUUUAAAUAUUUUCUGCUUCUUGCAGUACUCUGAACUGGGAUCAUGGCAGAAAAAAAUGUAUAUUUCCACGCUUAACAAUCACGCCUUCCGCAGUUGGCAUUUCUAUGGAUAACUCUGGAGAUCAGAUGUCUGUUGAAGCUACAGCUUUAGUGGGCCCUACCCUACGCAGGGGGACACGGACACACACACACACACACACACACACACACACACACACAGACACGGGAUGCAGGCUUCCUCCUCAUCUUUUCACAAGUUGAACUUGUAUGUUACAUUUUUUGUAAAUGUGGGCCCUGUUAAUACCACUGGAGUGGGACUGCUCCUGGCCAGCACCCGAUGGUACUUAUGGAGUCACUUAGGUCUUCUCAAAGGGCGUAAAAACCGGGAGAGAUCUCAUAGCUUCCUCUUUCAUAUGCUCUUUGGCCAUGCCAAAGUGCUGCCCAUCGACAAAGGUUGCUUGGGAGCCUUUUGCACCUUGUGACCCAACCUUGGGUUGGAGAAGGGACAUGAAGGUUUGGGCCGAGUCUUCACAUGGCUGUGCUCAACCCCAGCCUAGCUGCACUGGCCCUCUUCCAAAAUGAACUAUCUGAAGGGGUAAGGCCGUAGAUGAGCCUCACUAGGAUCUUUGCCGCACUUCUCUGCAGCAUGGUGAGUGAGUCCCUUUGGUUUCAAGUGGUGCACUUUCGUUGCUCCUCCUGAAUCAACUUUGCUCAUGGCAAGUCAUGUGACAUUUGAAUCCUUCCAGUGGUGCGCAGCUGUAUCAAGUAAAUGCAAGGGCUGCUGUUAAAAAGGCAGUUUGCUUUUCCUAUUCUGUUCAGGCACAGUAGCCGUCGUUUGGAGAAUUCAAAUGUGAUAAUGCUGUGUUGUUCCGGGAGGGAAAUGAUCUUCCUCAUUGCUGUGAGUAGUGUGAUACUACUUGCAGGAUGCGACCCACUCUCCCAAGAAUAUGGUUCCUGUCAAAGUGUCUCUUGUACAGAUUUCAACCAUAUUGCUAUAAUACAUUCUAGACUGAUCACCUUACUCUCAAAGGUCCUAGUUGCAGGCUUGUUUUGAUCUGCAACUCCCAGGCAGACUGCUCUCGCUCUCCUUCAUAAAUAUUCUUGCCUUAGAAAUGCGUUUUGGGGAGUAAAAGGAUUUUAAUUUGGACAAAAUGUGAGGUUACAGUGGAUUUUUUUUUUUUUUUUGCCAUGAUCUCUUUCCCCCUUCCCCCUUUUUUUUAAACAAAUGGAUCAAAUUUUAAAUAAUUCAAGCCCUGCCUUUGAGAAUGGAGGGAAUUUUUUUUUUAGUAUUGUCUAGCAAAACCAAUAAAAACCCAGAAUUUUUUUAACCAUCAAACAA
Molecule: messenger RNA, 2599 nt
Organism: Elgaria multicarinata webbii
Lineage: Eukaryota; Metazoa; Chordata; Lepidosauria; Squamata; Anguidae
Gene: LSM12
Product: LSM12 homolog
Exons: 5
Coding region: 73-657 (194 amino acids)
Molecular function (GO): RNA binding
Source: RefSeq, a predicted model, not a curated record